This is a messenger RNA of Chlamydomonas reinhardtii, 2035 nucleotides long. RefSeq lists its product as uncharacterized. Bases 115 to 846 code for a protein of 243 amino acids. The record is from RefSeq and is a predicted model, not a curated record. Lineage: Eukaryota; Viridiplantae; Chlorophyta; Chlorophyceae; Chlamydomonadales; Chlamydomonadaceae. The transcript is spliced from 6 exons.
AAAACCACAUGGACCACGUAGCGCGCGACAUAGCUCAACCCGACCUUUGCUUGUUCGCCCCCUACCUGCCAUCCAAAUAACUCUUGGAUACAUUUACCAAUUUGCGAAAUAAUCAUGAGCGGGAUUGAGCCAGCACUGGACGAGGCUGCACUUGCAAAUUUCCUGAGAGCCGCUCACACAGCUAUUUCAGCUGGCGAUCCGGCACAUGCAUUGCGGCUUGUGCUCACGGUACUUCAAGCAGUUGGCGGGCAGGCAGCAGCCGCUCCAGCCCUGAACAGGGUGCUGAGUCAGCUGACGUCGGAGAGCCCUGCCGCGGGCGGCGCCCGCAACGCGCUGGCAGAGCUCACAGACAUGCUGGCCCGGGCCAGCCUCAAUGCGCCAGCGGGUCAGGGCCAGCCGCCGCAGGCGGGGCCUUGGCACGCCGCAGGCACAGCUGGCGCCCAGCACGCAGGGGCGGCGGUGGCGCACAGUGACGACAGCAUGAGCACGAGCGGCGGCGCGGGCGCUGUGGCGGCGGCGGCGGCGGCGGGGCCGGGAGUGGCAGGCGGGGGCCCAAGUUGGGGCAGGGGCGUGGAGGAAGCAACAAGUGCUUGGUCGGGAGGCGGCGGGGAGCUAGGACGGCAGCCGCACGCGCCCAUCUUGUCGGAGACGGGCCGGGAGGGCUUCAUGAGCUGCGCCCUGGCUGACGGCAGCAGCUACGUGUGCGGCGGCUGCGGCGGCGUGGUGGUGGCCAGCCGGCGGCGGCAGCACGAGCAGUUCUGGUGCUCGGCGGGGUCAUCAGGGGCGGGAGCGGGGGCCGGGGCGGGGGCCGGGGCUGGCAUGGAUGAGGAGCUAGGGUCGGACUGAGGAAUGGAGGGAGGGAGGGCUUGUGGGAUGCUGGGGCGAGUGAGCGAGAGGGCGUGAGGCGAAGUGGUGCGGGCAGCAUGGACCAGCGCCUGGCAAAGCUGCUGGCACACACAGAGAGGGAGAGAGAGAGGGGGAGGGGCGAGCGUGUUUGUGUUUGCAGGGAGAGAGUGGUGCGGGAGCGAAGAAGAAGGAGGGGAGUUACAUUCACAUGGAGAUGGGAGGUGUGCUACGCGCUGCAGUGGGGGUCUUCAGGGAAGCGGUUGGCCGCGGCUAGCAGCGAGCUGCCGCAAGGCAUGAUGGAGGGGGCCGCAUGGGAGGAAGCCGCGGCACGGCACGCAAUAGACACCGGCGUGGGGUUUGGUGCCAGCAGCUGCCUGCAGCCGCAGACUCUGCAGCAGCAGCGGCGUCUCCGCCUGACGCGGCUGGACUGCAUGAGUGGGUGCACGCCGUGGGUGCACGCCGUGUUUGGCCACAGCGCCACUGCAGCGGCAGUUCUUGGGUGGCGGGCGGCGCGUCAAGGCGCAGGAAGGUCGCCACCCUCCUCCGCGCCGCCACUGCCAUUUCUGCUGCUACUGCCAUCGCCACUGUUGCAGCCGUUGCUGGCACCCAUAGCUGUAGCAUGCAUGGCGGCCAGGCAGCUCUGGAAGAAAUCCUGGAAGGUGGCGGCGGCGGCCUCGGCGGCAGUCUCCACGCUGACACCGCGCGCCUCUGCCACCGCUUCCAGAAUGUACACGAGGCCGCUGUCGAUGCCUGCAGUUGACAGCGCGAGAGGAGUUGUGAGAAGAACUGAGAGAAGCUGUGCGAGUGUUGUUUUGGAGUCCCGAGUACUCCGUAUGUGCAUGUUGGUAGAUUGGUUGUUUUCUCCGGAGCGCGUAACGUGUGUUACCGAGAUUGUCAGGGCUGCGGCCAAAGCUGUUCAAUGUUGUUGUGGUUUGGGUUCUCAGCAUGAUGCUGUGCAUAUGACUAGAUGUUGCUUGGCUCAGAAUUCCAUACGGCCGCUACGGAAUCCGCCGCACAGGCGGGUAUGCGCGGGUGGCCAGGGAUGCAGAGAGGAUCAACUAGUGCGGACAGGUAGGAGCGCACGGGCAGCCUGGGGCAGCGGGCGCAUAUGGUGGCAUCGGGACUGCGCUUCUUGCAUUCGCCCCAGACGUCGGGCGCAUGCAAUAUUGCAAUGUAAACAACUGUCAAC